This is a messenger RNA of Raphanus sativus (radish), 1215 nucleotides long. Its product is annotated as protein transport protein SEC13 homolog B. The record is from RefSeq and is a predicted model, not a curated record. Gene Ontology annotation, cellular component: nuclear pore outer ring; COPII vesicle coat. The coding region runs from base 118 to 1032 and encodes 304 amino acids. Gene Ontology annotation, molecular function: structural molecule activity; protein binding. Lineage: Eukaryota; Viridiplantae; Streptophyta; Magnoliopsida; Brassicales; Brassicaceae. The transcript has 2 exons. Gene Ontology annotation, biological process: protein import into nucleus; COPII-coated vesicle budding.
CAUUUGUUUUAAAGUCUAGAGAGUUUUUUUUUCGUUUCUAAAGGAAGUUCCUCGUAGCGUUUUCUUCUCCGUCGAUCUCACAAUCCAGCGUCUCUCAGGUUUAGUCAUUCUAGAAACAUGUCGGGUCAGAAGAUUGAAACGGGUCAUGAGGACAUGAUCCACGACGUCCAAAUGGAUUACUACGGUAAGAAAGUUGCAACUGCUUCAUCUGACUGCACCAUCAAGAUAACCGGCGUCACCAACAACGGUGGAGGAUCCCAGCACCACCUAGCCACAUUAACCGGCCACCGUGGUCCUGUCUGGCAGGUCGCAUGGGCCCACCCUAAAUUCGGAUCGAUCCUAGCCUCAUGCUCCUAUGACGGCCAAGUCAUACUCUGGAAAGAAGGCAGCCAAAACCAAUGGACACAAGCUCACGUCUUCACCGACCACAAAUCUUCUGUCAACUCCAUCGCCUGGGCUCCUUAUGAGCUCGGACUGUCCCUGGCUUGCGGGUCGUCCGAUGGUAACGUUUCGGUUUUCACUGCCCGUGCUGAUGGUGGCUGGGACACGGCGAAGAUCGAGCAAGCUCACCCGGUUGGUGUCACUUCUGUCUCGUGGGCUCCAUCUACUUCCCCUGGUGCUCUUGUCACUUCUAGCUCGCUCGAUCCGGUUUAUAAGCUAGCUUCUGGUGGGUGUGAUAAUACAGUGAAAGUGUGGAAGCUCUCUGACGGGUCGUGGAAGAUGGAUUGCUCCCCGGCUCUGAAGAAGCACACUGAUUGGGUCCGGGAUGUGGCUUGGGCGCCCAACUUGGGGCUCCCUAAGUCGACCAUUGCUAGUGGCUCGCAAGAUGGGAGAGUGAUCAUAUGGACGGUGGGGAAAGAAGGUGAGCAGUGGGAAGGUAAGGUUCUUAAGGACUUUAUGACUCCGGUUUGGCGGGUGUCGUGGUCGUUGACCGGUAACAUGUUGGCUGUGUCUGAUGGGAACAAUAACGUGACUGUGUGGAAAGAGGCGGUUGAUGGAGAGUGGGAACAAGUCACCGUUCUUGAGCCGUAGGUGUUUUUUUUUGAUGUUUCUUAGACCGGUUUGGUGGUCUUUUGAGGGAAUGUGGAUGUGGUUUUCUUAAUUUUGGUUCGAAACAUUUUGGACAUUUUAUUCUUUUCUAGACUCUUUUGUUUUGUUUCUUCUUAAAACUUAUAAACCAGAUCUUCAUGAAUAUAAUUCCCUUUUAUUUUUAAA